AGAAUACAUUAACAAAACAAAAACAUUAUAAAUCGUUUCUGUACAUUUCUGCAAUAUGAGCGACGAGGAGAACUACAGUGAGGGUGAAAUUUAUCAUCCUGACGAAGCCGAAAAAAUGGCUGACUACCAAAACGACGAGACAAGCAACAGCCAAGAAGAGUUAAAAAGAUUUGUACAAGAACAAAAGAGCGAAAACACAGUUAGAAAGACAUACAGCGAUAUGAGAUGCUUUUACCGAUACCUCGAAGUUAUCAACAAGAAAGAUAUCCAACUUUUAAACUUACCACCAAACGAGCUCGAUCACCUCCUUGGGAAGUUMUUCAAGGACGUAAAGAAAAUAAAUGGCGAAGAGUACGAGCCGAGUAGUUUGACAGGGCUACAGAGAAGCAUCCAGAGGUAUUUGUCAGAUAAUGGGUCUAAGAUGAACAUCCUUAAGGACGACGAAUUUUCCUUCUCUAGAAAAGUGUUGGAAGCCAAACGAAAAAAACUGUACAAGGCAAAGGAAAUCGUCCCAAUGCAACUCGCUCGCGGACAAGUGAAGAAGAAAACAAGCUUUACGACAGUGGAGCAUUUGGCAUAGAAAACCCAGUAUCCCUUCAGAGGACCAUGUGGUGACUGUUAUCGUUACAUUUUGGCUUUAGAGCCUGUGAUGAAAGCCGAAAGUUGUGCCGGGGAGAUGUUUCUCUACAAACAGAUCCAAGUCAAGAUGGCCRCGAAAUGCUUGUAUGGCUCAAUGAGCGUGGAACAAAGACCCGAAAAGGCGACGAAAAUGGUCACAGGCGUCCUUUCUCUCCGAAAGCUUAUGCCACGAAUACAAACAAAUGCCCAGUAAUGUAUUACAAGUUAUUUGAAUA
Molecule: messenger RNA, 854 nt
Organism: Exaiptasia diaphana
Lineage: Eukaryota; Metazoa; Cnidaria; Anthozoa; Actiniaria; Aiptasiidae
Exons: 1
Coding region: 56-580 (174 amino acids)
Source: RefSeq, a predicted model, not a curated record